AUGGGGUCAGGGUUUAUGUCGAAUAAGGUGGAGGAAAGCAUUCGGCGCAAUAUUGCAUGGAAAGACCUAAGCUUGGACGUGCGAAAGGCACUGAACAACGAUGAGGUCGAUUAUCGUAAACAAAUUGUUGACUAUAGUCAGCUUAAUCAGCUUCGGUUCCGCGGCAACAUAGUGUACAGUGUGUUGAAAAAUGAGAAACGGUACUAUGAGCGAUUGGUGGAAGUGAACAUACGAGCACUGCACAUAUUUCCUUAUCACCUGGCAGACGUUAUCACCAAGGGAUUGCGGGUGACGCCGUUCAACUAUUAUACAGAUAUGAUUGCAUUCUUGCUCAAGCAUGAUAAAAAUUAUGACGCGCUACCCAAUUUUACCGCUGCCGAUUGCCUGCGGGUGUUGGGCAUCGGACGGAACGAAUAUUUGUCCAUCUCAAGUGACCUAAAGUCCAGUUCACCGCGUUCGUUCUUCAAAAAGAAUCCCUGCCACUUCCUGCCAAAAUUCCCGCGCACCGUCACGAUGCAUCCCUGGUGGAUUGUUGAAAUCGGACACAUACUGGAGAAGGAUGUCGAAAACCUUAGCAUCGAGGAGAUCAGCACCAUAGACCAGUUGAUCGAUUGUGGCCCACAGACGGCUGGUACACUAUGUCUGGAUACGGUGCAGAAAUUGUAUCGCAAGGGUCUUAUCUACCUGGAUGUGCCAAUCAGUGGCGAAGAUCGCAUAAAUAUCCCACCUUUGCGAAAUUUUGUAAUGAACCGUGUGGCGGGCGAUUAUUUUGAGAAUUUGCUAUACAACGUGUUCGUUACAACGGAUGAACAAUGCACGAUUUCGGAGCUUUCACAGAUUUUACAAGUACACAUGGACACGGUGAAACAGGCCACAUCACUGUUCUGUCGGCUUGGAUUUGCCAAGAUUAAAAAUGCUUUUUCCGAGUUCAAGCUUGACGACAGUUGGCUCAAGCAAGAAAUGGACAACGGCGACGAUUCAGCCGCUUACAACUACCACGCCCUGCUGCUGUCGGAAGUGCCUCUUGAAGUAAAACCGUCUCCAGAUGGAAGUUUACCUUCGGUGCCAUUCUUUCCUUCAUCCGAUCCGGCAAGUCCGAUCACGCCCGUUUCGCCUGAGGGCAUAGCCGCCUAUACUAUCAGUCCUUUUUCGAAGGAUAAGUCACCUCAGGAAGGCAGUAGUGGCAGCUCGGUUUCGACAAAACGCGUUGGUUUUCUAUUUGACUCUACAUUGACCGCUUUCCUGAUGAUGGGUAACCUGUCGCCUGGAUUAAAAACGCAUGCCAUCACAUUGUUCGAAGUGGGAAAACUCUGCGACGAAGGAAUGGCAGAUUUGUUAGAACAAUUGGAGAAGGUUUCGAUGUUGGACGCCGAAUCGGAAGGUGAUGUCAGUCGGUAUUUCAAUCAUGCAGUGCUGCUUCGUUCUACGAUUGUUGCUCUGAAGAGUUCUUUAAAAAUCGGGCUCGAUUUACUGCGCCUGGAAAGUAUCGAGGGGCUGGAUGUUCAAACUCGAAAUCGGUUGUUAGAACGGAAGUACAAGUAUCUUAUAUCAGCGGCUCCGCUUUCGGGUGCGUUGUCUAGUCAGUUUACCAUCCCAUUUUUUGGUCAAUUUUACCAAAGUUCAGCCGAUGCACACAUUUGGUCAAAGCUCUUUUACUACCACAUGGGUGGGUAUGGUCCGCCCUCGUUGUUCCUGAAGAAAGGAACUGUACUGAAAACAUUGCCUCAAAUCUUCCUCGGGUAUGGAAAGCUGCUUAUUACUAUUGUGAACACUGAUUCUUACGUGCUAAAUUCUGAAAAGUUUUAUACUCUAAAUGAGCACCUGAAGAAUGAAUGCCUGUUAAUUCAAGGGUAUGGUAUCAACGAACCGGCCAAAAUUCAUUAUGAACCAUUCCCGUUUAACAUAGAUGAUGAAAAUAAUCCCUGGGGCCAGCAUACCGCGUGGAACUGCUUAUCGCAAGUUGUGAAUAUGGAAAAAACGUUUGGUUAUGUUACUUUUAUAAAAACCGGCGUUCCGGAUCUUGGUUGCAACGAUUAUAAUCAGGCUGUAUUACUUAAGAGAACAGGUGACAAGAAGCAGAAACAUAUAUCAAAACAAGAAAAUGAUCCUAAAUCGAAUAUGACAACGUCUGCAGAGAACGCUGAUGACGCAGUGGAUAAUUCCGCUGGUGAUCAGUCGUCAACAACAGAAGAUAGGAAUGAAAUAGCGGAAGAAAUCAAUGGCACGAUAUCAGUAUUACAAACUGCCGAAUCAGAUUCAGAUACAGAAAUCUCGAGAAAGAAUUCAUUACAGAAUGCUGCCGAGGAAUGGACUAUUCUGGACAUAAACUUCGGCAUACCUCUGUUUGACGUUGAUUGCAACACCAAAAUAUGCCAAUAUAUUCUGCAGCGUUUAUGUGUUGAUGAGAACAUAUCAGCGUUAAAGGGCAUAAAUCAACAGAUGGAACGGAAAUAUCUAAAGUUCAUUUCCCAGUGCUUGUUUUUUGAAGACGAAAACAUGGAAUUAAUUAAGGCGGGAAAGUACGUGCCAAAGCUUAGGAUCAAUCUCGCAUAUACAAACGGAAAAGUGCAAAGUUGGGACGGCAAAUGAGUUGCUUCUUUAACUACAGUUUGCCAUCGUCAAUUGAACAGUCAAAAUCUUCCUCCGCCCAGCAGAUGUUUUCCAGUUCAUUUUCAUUUAUAUUUUUACCGAAGAAUAAAUCGAUGUAAUCGACUGCGA
Molecule: messenger RNA, 2718 nt
Organism: Anopheles nili
Lineage: Eukaryota; Metazoa; Arthropoda; Insecta; Diptera; Culicidae
Product: protein FAM91A1
Exons: 13
Coding region: 1-2589 (862 amino acids)
Source: RefSeq, a predicted model, not a curated record